Messenger RNA from Cuculus canorus (common cuckoo), 10958 nucleotides. RefSeq names its product leucine rich repeat neuronal 1 (gene LRRN1). The transcript has 3 exons. Bases 589 to 2739 code for a protein of 716 amino acids. The record is from RefSeq and is a predicted model, not a curated record. NCBI's taxonomy places the organism in Eukaryota, Metazoa, Chordata, Aves, Cuculiformes, Cuculidae. Gene Ontology annotation, molecular function: protein binding.
CGUCAGCUGACCGGCGGCGCCUACCCAGGUGCGCUCCGGCGGCGGCACAGAGCGGGCAGCGGGGAUCGGUAGCGUAUCCUGUUCUCCGCACGCUCCUCUUGUUUCCUGCGGGAGAGGAGCGAGGAAUCCCUCCUCUCUCUGUCUCUCUCUCUUUCUCUGCUCCCGCAGCUCGGCUUGGGGGCACCGCAGCAGCCCCCGGGGAGAGCCGCGGUCAGCGACCCCCGGUUGUUGUCCUGCAUUUCAGUGUGGAAGGGAGGAGCUGCGAGCAAGGUCUUGUGAAACUGGCUUUUCACCUCGGAGUGGAAGUUAUUUGGUUGGCUGUCAGGAAAGCUGAUCAAGUCAAAUGAUUGUAUCUGGAAUAUCUUCAGAUACUGGUUUGAAGGCAAUUCUAGAACACGGAGGAGUAGCUGAGAGUCUUCAGACCAUUUCUUGUCUUCUCUAAACUCAGAAAAUCAUCUUUCAUCUUCUGGAUGCCCAAGCCUUUUACCUUGAACUUUAAGCUUCGCAUUUUCUGCCUGAUAACAAAUUACUCUUUCGAUCUGUUGUUAUUUUAAGAGGCUGGGGAGCUGAACUCACUAGCUGACCAGCAUGGCGAAGGUUAGAGUCAUUUUAACUGUUUGCCAUUUGGUGCUAGAAUUGUUAAUGAAUUCAUUAACUGAGUCUUCCAUACAGAGUAAUGAAUGUCCACAGCUUUGUGUCUGUGAAAUCAGGCCAUGGUUUACACCACAGUCAACAUACAGGGAAGCCACAACAGUUGACUGCAAUGACCUUCGAUUAACAAAAAUCCCCAGCAAUCUUUCCAGUGACACUCAAGUCCUUCUGUUACAAAGCAACAACAUUGCAAAGACCACAGAUGAGCUCCAGCAGCUGUUUAACUUAACAGAAUUGGAUUUUUCUCAAAAUAACUUCACAAGUAUCAAAGAUGUGGGGCUAUCAAAUCUCACUCAACUUACUACUUUGCACCUGGAGGAAAACCAGAUAACGGAGAUGACUGACUACUGCUUGCAAGACCUUUGCAAUCUUCAGGAGCUAUAUAUAAAUCACAACCAGAUCAGCAGCAUUUCUGCAAAUGCAUUCUCCGGCCUGAAGAAUCUUUUGAGAUUACAUCUCAACUCCAACAAAUUAAAGGUUAUUGACAGUCGGUGGUUUGAUUCUACUCCUAACUUAGAGAUUCUCAUGAUUGGAGAAAAUCCAGUGAUUGGAAUACUAGAUAUGAAUUUCAAACCACUCUCAAAUUUAAGGAGUCUGGUUUUGGCAGGUAUGUAUCUCACAGACAUUCCCGGCAAUGCCUUAGUAGGCUUGGAUAGUCUUGAAAGUCUUUCCUUCUAUGACAACAAGUUGGUAAAAGUUCCUCAGCUUGCACUUGAGAAAGUUCCAAAUUUAAAAUUCCUGGAUCUCAACAAAAAUCCAAUUCAUAAAAUUCAAGAAGGUGAUUUUAAAAACAUGCUCAGAUUGAAAGAGCUUGGAAUCAAUAAUAUGGGAGAACUCGUUUCUGUUGAUAGGUAUGCACUGGACAAUCUGCCUGAACUUACAAAGCUUGAAGCCACCAACAAUCCAAAGCUGUCUUAUAUACAUCGUUUGGCAUUUCGUAAUGUUCCUGCCCUGGAGAGCUUGAUGCUGAACAACAAUGCCCUGAAUGCAGUCUACCAAAAGACAGUGGAAUCCCUUCCAAACCUGCGUGAAAUCAGUAUCCAUAGUAACCCACUCAGGUGCGACUGUGUCAUUCACUGGAUCAACUCAAACAAAACUAACAUCCGUUUCAUGGAACCUCUAUCCAUGUUUUGCGCUAUGCCUCCAGAAUACAGAGGACAGCAGGUGAAGGAAGUGUUAAUACAGGAUUCAAAUGAACAAUGUCUUCCAAUGAUCUCUCAUGAGACCUUUCCAAAUCACUUAAACUUGGACAUCGGCAUGACAGUGUUUUUAGAUUGUCGGGCCAUGGCAGAACCCGAGCCAGAAAUUUACUGGGUCACUCCCCUUGGCAAUAAAGUAACUGUCGAAAGUUUCUCUGACAAAUACAAGCUGAGUAGUGAAGGCACCUUGGAAAUCUCCAACAUCCAGGUUGAAGACUCUGGGAGGUACACCUGUGUUGCUCAAAACAUAGAAGGGGCUGACACAAGGGUUGCCACUAUCCGGGUGAAUGGAACGCUUUUGGAUGGUACCCAGGUUCUGAAAAUCUACGUUAAGCAAGCUGAAUCACAUUCAAUCUUGGUUUCUUGGAAAGUUAAUUCCAACGUCAUGACUUCCAAUUUGAAAUGGUCAUCAGCCACUAUGAAGAUUGACAACCCUCACAUUACGUACACUGCUCGGGUCCCGGUUGAUGUACAUGAAUAUAACCUCACACAUUUACAACCAUCUACGGAUUAUGAAGUGUGUCUAACUGUGUCAAAUAUCCAUCAGCAAACACAAAAGUCCUGUGUUAAUGUUACAACAAAAAAUGCAGCUUUUGCGCUAGAUAUUUCAGACCAAGAAACCAGCACUGCCCUCGCAGCAGUAAUGGGAUCCAUGUUCGCUGUCAUUAGCCUCGCCUCCAUUUCUGUUUAUAUUGCAAAAAGAUUUAAGAGAAAAAACUACCAUCAUUCAUUGAAAAAAUAUAUGCAAAAGACUUCUUCAAUUCCACUGAACGAGCUCUACCCUCCACUUAUUAAUCUCUGGGAAGGUGACAGUGAAAAAGACAAGGAUGGUUCUGCAGAGACCAAGCCAACCCAAGUUGACACAUCCAGAAGCUAUUACAUGUGGUAACUCAGAGGAUAUUUUGCUUCUGGUAGUAAGGAGCACAAAGACUUUUUUGCUUUAUUCUGCAAAAACGAGAAGUUGAAGACUUUUGUAUUUUUGACUUUGCUAGUUUGUGGCAGAGCGGUGAGGACAGGUGGAUAUUUCAGAAUUUUUUAGUAUAGCGUAUCGCAAUUGUUUGACACAAAUGGCAGCUUCACCUGGCUUCCAACUCUUACUUCAUUUUUUUUUCCCAUUUUUUUUAGUUCUUGUGCUAAACUUAAUGCUGGUCUAACUACAGUGCUGAAUAAGAUUAAUGAGAGGCUGGGGUUACCCUGUGAUUCAAAAGUAGCACAACCCCAUUCUUCCAAAGCCAUCAGUAGAGUACAGUAUCUUGCAAAGCUAACAUACAGUUUUGAAACUGCAUUGAACUAGGUUUGUAACACUGGUCUAAGGACUCAUACACGGAGAAACGGAGACCUUGAAUGAUGUUAGUUGACUGUACUGUAAUGUUGUAUCAACUGAUUUGAAUGUUUUUGACUUUGAACAAUGAGUUUUCUUUUUUCUUUUUAUUUUUGUAGUAGUUGAAAAGGCUUAGGCAAAGCUAACAGGCAAUAGAGAUAUUUACAUCCAAUUUUUUAAAUGUAACAGACUAAAUGUUAAUUGUUCUCUUAUUCUUUUUAUUAUAUUUAGUAGACACUUUUGAAGAAUACUAGAGUUUUGUUGUGUUUAAAUCACCAACACAUGGUGUUUAAUGAAGGCAGAGCUAUAAUAAAUUUAGUUUUGUUCUGAUUUUUUAUUUUAGAAGUCACAAUAAUGUAUUGGGUCUAGAUGUCACUAGUUUGACUGGUGAUCAUGUUUUGACAUAAAAUAUAUCCAAAAUGUUAUAUAAAAAUACUGUGUUUUUUUCUUGAUGGAGUUAUGUUUCAGUGAAGUUCCAAUUUUUUUUAUGCAUUUAUUUUAAUAGCAGUGUUUUCUCUGCAUUAGAUACAAAAUAUUGAAAAUAAUUUAAUCAGAAAUAUUUAUCGAUAUGGCUUUUGGACUGUAAGUCACAUGCAGAAUCAAAACUGUUUGGCAUAAGAUACACAGCAAAAAUUAUUCACAAAUGUGUAACAAAACAUCUUCCUUUUUGUAUACUUUUCUGUUUAUAUUUUGAGCUAAGAUACAAAUGAAGCUGACAUUUAGCUGUCAUUGUGAUCAGUUAGGAUAAAAUAACCCAACUCAGUGCUACCAAACUGAAUAAAACAGUUGAAUCCUGGCAUAUACUUUAAAAAAAAAGAAAAAGUGGAUUGGAUUAACAUUCCUUCAAAAGCAGAAAUUAUGAUAGCUAAAACUAACAAGACAGUAAUGCGUUUGGGUCCAACGCUGAACUGUAUUUUUUACAGGCUUAAAAUUAACCAGUACUUUUAAGCACUUUGCUGAAUUAAUAUGUUACAAGUGCAAAAACUCAGAAAGCAGUGGUGUUUCUAUGUGUGCACUGGGUAUAAUAUAAAUGCAUAAUUUACAGUUGAACCUAUAAAAGCUUUGUAUGUUGUCUUUUCUGAAUCCAUGGAAGUUUUCUGCAGGAACUGCACAUGAGGCACAGCAGGGUGGGCUUCUGGUGAAGUACGUGGUUACAGGUAUAACAGCAAGCACAGAAUUUUCUACACUUUAUGACCACUAUCAAUGUGCAACUUUUUACAUGUUUUUACAUACCAAUUACGUUCUUGGUAAGUAAAAGUUAAUUGUUAAAAUACUGGAUGUGCCUGCGUUUUGGAGCUGUUUGAAGUUUUUUUUAACUCGCUCGCUUCGCAAAUAUAUCAAAGACCCCUCCCAAAAUUUACAAAUAGCUUCAAACUUCUUUUUCCCCUUCAGCCAACUGUCUAAAAGUGAAAAAGUUAUCAGCAUAGUUUCACUAAUAAGCUACUUUGGUACAAAAACUUCAGUACGUCUCUUUGAUAUAUGGCUUGUUGAGCUUGCCUUUCAAUGUAAAGCUGAGUGAAGCUAUUAAUUAUGCAUUUAAAUGAAGUACUUAUGCUGCUACACACAAUCUUUUAUAUGUUCAUGAGAGCUCAUACAUUUUUAAUCAUGUGACAUUUAGGUGUUGGAAUUAGGCAAGUGGCUUUUGAUCAUGGAGAAGUAGCAUGGUGGAAGCAUUUAUUUGUCACCUUCUCCUGUAUUUGUUGCUAAAGUUAAUGGGAAAUUUCCUCUUGCCUUCUCCAGAAGAGCUUCAGAGCAAUAAUUAUCAUCUCGUCUGUAUGCUAUUCUAACCUUAAAACUGCCUCUAUUAUUAUAGCAGGCAUGAUGAAUUAAAACUGAGAUGCUUUUUGCCAUGAAGAUUCACUGUACAUUUUUCCAGAGAAAAGGACACAGUCAGGACAAGGUUGACAGCAAAAUUAUGGCUUCCAACUUGCAUGACAUCAUUAAAUUGUCUUUAGAAAAUAAUUAAUUGAACACGCCCCUUUCUCUAUCGUCUCCUCAGCUUCCAGCAGCAUUUGAACAGCUGUACUAUAAAUAGUAACAAAGAUCACAGAAAGCCUAUGGUGCUUUACCUGAGCCUCCUAUCAAACUUGUGGAAGAAUACAUCACUUUGGGUCCAAGGUAUUGGUAUUACAGUCACUGUAAACCAACCUAAAUAUGGGUCUGCCCUCUAAAGUAGCUUUUCUCCCUGUUCCCACCACCUGUCCUCAGUUACAAACAACUUAGAGAACUGUUUGCCUUCUCACCAUGCUUAUAUCAACCAGUCCCCGCUGGUGGAGACAGACCACACCAAGAUCUUUGCUCUGUGCCUGCGUGGCUGGAUUGGCUAACACUUGGUUAACACCUUCAACAAUUUGGGCCGUUUCAGAAACGGAAUGGCUGGCAAAAAGGAAGUGGCAGGGAUAUGUGGCCAAGAAACAGGAUGAAGCAGCACUCAGCAGUUUGAUCAGCAAUUGCCGACAGCAGCUGGGGUAGGGGAAGUAAAACAAUGUUUAACGUGUCCCUUUGCACUGGGGAAACAAUGGGCUUAUGUUCCCUGCCGAUCUGUUUGGAAGUUUUAUGUCAUUUGUUAUCCUUUUAGAGCAAUGCUGUUCCAGAACAGCAGGAGAAAAUGGCCUUUUGACAGCCAUAUUUCUCCAGGAUGUGCUGAUAUGCAGUAUUUCAGGGUAGAUGAUGUCACUGGGACUCUGGGGGAGAGAUGCAGCUUGCAUGAGAGCAGCAAGAAGCACCUAGUUAAAGCAGUAUAUUCCGCACGCACAACCAUCAAUGCUAAGUAUUUUCAGCCUUGUAAUUUGACCCCUCAGAAUUCUGUACAGAUCCCCUGGAAAGUUAAAAUUCGGCUAAUGAAAGCAAAAAAAAGUGGGUAAGAGAUUAAUCGUAUGUGGCAUAUAAUCUUAGUAAAUAACCUUCAAUCUUGUGCUAGCAAUUUUGUGUUUGCAGUUUACUGUGUCCAAAAAUAAAGAUACUCUGCCUAAUUGCCUUCAAAAUGGAUUUACAUCUGCUAUUCACUGAUGACAAAACCCCAUUCCCAGUUUGCUCAGAAUCAGAGACUGAGACUGGACACAUAAAAAAACAGUAUGGGAAAAACCAUUGUUAUCUUUCAUUGGGCCAACAAUUUAGAAAUGUUGUGCAAGAGUAGAUAUUUCAUACCCAACUAAACUUCUGCAGUGUUACUUCCACUUGGUUGCCCAAUAAUGAAAUAUUUCAGUCCCCUGAAGAGUAAAUAGCUCACUGAAGUGUGGCAUGCAGUACUGCAGCUAAAUCCACUUUUCAUUUCCUCACCUAAAUCCUAAUAUCCUAAUGAAUUCAGAGAGGAUAUUUUCACCCAUGAGCUGAGACUUCCUACCAGACUUGGUCUUGGAAUAAGGUGCACAAAUACACAGACACUUUCAUAGAGCUACGAUCUGCCAUCCAGUCCUGCCUCAUAAGUAUGUACUUAUUCAGUUACUAAAAGAAGGUUAUGAAAAGACAAGGCCAACAGUUUGGACCACUGGUUUCAUAGAUGGGUUAAAACUGAAAACGGGUCAGCCAAUCUGAGAUCCAGUGAGAAGCACAUAAACUUGUCCUAAUACCAGUGACAAACUGGUAUGUAUGUGAUAAAAGGAGCAUCCUUCUGAGUCCAAAUAGGCAACUCCUUUUGAUUUGUGGUGGCAAACAUGAAAACAAGACUGAGGACAAACCACUGCAACGAAAUUCCGAAAAUUAAGCGGGAUAAGCAGCUAGGGGCUACUUCUGCUACAUCUCCAUCAUAGCUGAUGCACCCUUUAUAGGAACAGGACAAUUCCCUUGGGGCAUAUCCCUUUCUAAUCAUCUCACUAUCCUCCAAAGCAUUAUGAUUGACAUAUGCACAAUGGGAAAGUCAUGGUGGAAAAGCACACAGCCAUAAGGGACCAGUGCUGGAGGAGCUAUUUCACAAUCCACCCAAGACACUAGGCGUAGCUGUUUAUUAUACUGUGAUCCUGCUCCACAACCCACCACCAAAAUCAAUGCCAUGAAUCUGUGCUGCAACUGGAACGUGCCUUCUCACAAACACUGUGCCAACAGCACAAGUGCUACAGCCCCAGCAUCUACAGCUACGGAAACCCCAAGACUGAAGAACCAGGUGAACAUGCUACCAUUGAACUUCUUUCUUCAGGAAAAUCCAGAGUGCCCGAGCUGGAGAUAUCGAAUGCUGAUACACAUAGCCCUUGUUAAAAUACUGGCACUGUAUCCCUGCAAAAAAAAGAAUGCCGCUACCAAAACCCUUAGAUAACAUUUCUUUGCAGUGUCAUACAGAAGUGAAUGUGUUUCCUCUGAACUGUCAACCUUUUAAUCUUCUCCUUUUCUGUUCUUUCCAGCUAUUGCAAUUUUUUACAUUUGAGAACUUUUAUCCACCCACUCUCUCUUAUGUUUGCUCUGUAGUGAGCCUUUCCCUGGUCUUACCAUCCCCCACGCCCUUCUGCCAUUCAAGGGCAAAGCCUUUACAGCCUUGGCCAUCACGCGAUUGCAAGACGUUACACUAAAGGAGUUUUCGUUUGUAUUUAACUUCGCAGCUACCUGUUUUCUCCGCCAACCAUUCUCCCAUCACCUAAUUCUUACUCUUGUUUUUCUUCCAGCCAUUUCCAUUUGGAGACCUCAAUUGCAGUUGACUGUCAGUAAGAGUCAGAUCAAGGACACGUUUCCAUCAGGCAGCGUGUCAGUGCUACCCUGCUGCCUCUCCAUUUACUACUAAUGCACAGAACUUUCACUUCCACUUAGCAAAAACCAUAACCGUCUUCCCAUGUCUCUCUGCUCCAGUUCGUUUCCACCCUUAUUCAUGAGCACAUUAUGACCCUCUAUUAUGUUUUCUACUGGAAUGAAAGCAACAAAAGACUGAUUUUUCUUUCUAGUAAGGAAAAAAGAGAUUAACUAUAACAUCUGUAGUGUUGUAUCUUUAUGUCAAGUAGACCAAAGGAAUGCUGAAUCAUAAUAAGAGUCAUAACAACAGUUUUUGAAAUACAUGAAAAUACAUACUUUGGAAAAGCUGGAAUGGAUCAUUAAGUAAAAUUUUGAAAAGCAACUAAAUGACUUGCGAGCUUACAUCUCAAUAACUUCAGUGGUAGAUUAGGUGCAAAAUCAAGUACAUCAGAUUUUUCUGAAGCGCAUCUGGAAGUAUUAACUUUCCUUAAAUUCUAAGCAGCUCUGAAAUGUUUUCCGUGGAAUUGUAUAAUAUGGAUUUUUUCUUCAAAAAUCAAUUGAAACCAUAAUUCUGAACUCAGUUAAGGGGGUAAAAGGAUGUGAUUUCAAUUCUGUCAUCCUCAGCAGAGUUACUGAUUUGCAGUGAUCUAAACAAGGUUUAUAUCCUUGUGGGAGUUUCAGAUUUCUGCUCACAACUGGAGUAAAAGUUCUCAGUAAAAACCAAGCUUUUACUACUGGCACCUAUUCUGCUGGACUUGAUUCCAAGCGAAAAUUGUUGUAUCAGAAAUGAUCAGGGUGGAGAAAAAGAAGAAAGAUCACUGGAAUAUUGACUACUUUCGGUUUUGAACAAGAACAUUUAAUGCUAACAACCCCAAAGACUCUGCAGUGUGUUUAAGGACUAUAUGCGACCUAAUAGUGCAGGUCAUGAACAAACUCAUUGCUCUGAAACACGAACAAGAGAAAGUGAAAGUGUUCAUAACUAAUCCUUUUGGUUUCAGGUAUAACAUUACCCUUUUAUCCCUCAUAUUCCAUUUGAAGGGUUCUCUAUACAAUAAUAGAAAAGGAUUCUACAUCCUAUACUCAGUGACGUGUUUGUCUUUCACUGCAAAUCAAAGCACACCCAGAGAAUACAGAAGAUGUACAGCCAGCUGCUGCAGUCUGGAACAAAUGCUUUCAGCCAGAGUAGGAAUAAACAGCCCCAAUCCAAGCGUUGGAGAUUUCAGUGGCAAGACGUGAUUCAGAUGGAUACCUAUUUAGGCUGCCAUGCAAUGCCAUGCACCUCUGGAAGCCACAGUCCGUAACCAGAAACAGAUUAUGGAUGUAUGUUACCUUUUGCUAAAAAAUAAACAUGUCACCUAUUUCUGUCAAAAGGUACAGCAGUUUUUGUUAGGUUGGUUCUUGGAGAUCCGUGCUGUGCCCAAAUGCCAAAUACUCUGGUAACUGCUAAAAAUCACACUGUCUUAAAAUUAAGCAGUUGUGCAAAGCAGUGCCUCAACUCUGAGCAUUCCCACAGGAGAAAAGAGACCUUGCUCCUAAAGCAGCAACACAAACAUCCUCAGCCUUUGCUUUUGUUGUAUCACCAAAACACAAAAAUUACCCAAUUUCCUCUGAAUUUGAUCAGGAACAUGCUAAUACUGCCAGAUAGUCCCCUGUGAGUAGGGCUGGAUGCAGCCGCACUGCUAACAGCAAAGGCUGCGCGGCAUCUCUCUCCACAUAAGACAUGGUGUUGAGCGGUGGGGGAAGCUCGGGUCACAUAUGUCCUUAGUGUGGCAUCCCCUUGGCCUUCAGUAAACCUGGACGAACCUGCUGUAUCCAUGUGCCUGCACAGUCCUUAAAUGACAUUUUCCAGAGGACAAGUGUGCUCCUUCCCCACGCUCAGGAGCUCCAGUUCACUUAAGGAGUCAACUGCUGAAUAUUUUGUGUUCUCCUUGCUGCUCUGCAGGUUCUCCAGUGCCUCAUUUGCAGCAACCAUCCCCCGUGGGAGCUGGUGCUCUUCAGUGUAUGCUAUUAAAACACUCUGCAAACAUGCAACUGAAUUCAGCUCCAAAAUAUUACUGCAGGAAAAGGAGAACUACAUAAACAGAUUAAGGCCAAGAGGUUUGGGGGCCUAAUUUCAUUUCUCCAGCCCCAGCGCUUUCGAGACUAUUUUAUGUUCAAACGUAGCUGCCGUGACACUUCUAUGUAACCAAUGAAGAGGAUGUAAUCCAUAUUGCUCAUAAAUAAAGACCUGUUUUUCUGACUUGCCUCACAUCCUGGAGGAGCUCUGGUCAGUGGGAGGCCAGGAUCCACUUCUAAAGAGCAGCAUUCACCUGCUUGAAACUUGAAAACAUCCUUGUCCCACGUUUUCCAGCCUCGCUCCCUGUGCACCCUUCAGCUUUGAGACAUGAACCAAAGGCUAAGCAGACAUGAGAGCAGCCUCCUUUCCUAUGCACACUUGAUUUAUACCUUAAACAAGUCCACAGGGAACAAACCCAUUUGGAAAAGCUGCUCCACAAUGCUGUAAUGGGAUGAUCACAUACAACAUGUGUGCAUUAGGGAAUGGUAGGAAAGCAAUAUUUACACAGACUGCCACAAGGAUUUUCUUCCCAUGCAGCUUUGAUAAUUUAAUAGUUCUCCUUUUCUGUUUGAUUUCUGUGUACCGCAUAAUUUAUAUGCAACAUACACAUAAUGGCAUAUAAAAAAAAAUUACAAACCAGACUUUCUAUCCAUACCAGUACUGACACGAAUCACAGCACAACUGAGACGUCCGUGUUUGUAUGAAAGCUGAUGCAGCACCUGCUAACAGCAGACACGCACUGAAGAGAAACGGGCACUGCUCAGUAAGUUUCACAGACAGAACAGCCAGAUGCAACAGUGCUACGUUCUGGACUUCACAAGUACACUUUAGGGACCACUUUUACUUACUCUUCCACUCUGGUCACAGCCUGCUCCUGCCUCUCUGAGCCUUCCUGUUCUUCUCUCAUAACACUCCAAGCCACAGUCCACCACACCCAGUAGCCAGGUCCAGCCUCCUUACCCAGCCCAUUGCUUUUGGUCUGAGUCUUCUCAGACUCCCAUUCACAUCCUUCCCUUCUCUGUCCUCCCUCCAGUACACAAGGCGCUCUCUCUUUAAGAUGAAUAGAAAUACUUCUCUU